CUAGGUAGGUGCAAUUAUAUCAUCUUGGGUAUGUACCUAUGUACCUAGUAAAGGUGGGAUGAGUGGAGACCGGUGGGGAUUAGUGAGAGCGAUAAUCAGACCCCGAUAAGAUCUCUCUAGAAAAAAGUUCAUAUGCUUCUUUCAUCCAGCACAUUCAUUCGUUGGCCUGUGUCUAUAACGAAAAACCCACAAACAAAGACUUCGCGACGCGCGAAUCGUCAGGAUGGGGAAGAAGAGAAAGGCGAGUUCGACCGGCAGGUCGUCUGGUCCACGGGAGUACGACCCCAAAGAUGGCAAACUCGGCCCGGUAUCCAGCUAUCGAGAUAUCAUGGACGACCAAGAGCGUUUCGAGGAAGACGACGACGAGAUCAUGUUCGACGAGGGGCCCAAGACCAAGCGCCAAAAAGCCGAAGAGUUACUAGAAGACGACGACGAAGAGAUCCUAGCCUACUCAGAAGAUUCCGAUUCCGAUGAGGACGACGACGACGACGACGACGACGACGAACCUCGGCGCAAACAGUCACGGAAGCCAGGCAAAUCUGGACAGGGACAAAAUGACGAUGAUUCCGAUGAUGAAGAAAAAAAAGGCGAGGAAGAACAUGACGAUGGUUACUGGGGCUCGUCGAGGAAGGACUACUACGAUGCCGAUCAGAUCGAGACUACGGUAGAUGCCGAAGAAGAGGAAAAGGAGGCUCUGCGCUUGCAGAAGAAGAAGUUAGCCAAGAUGUCUGAAGCCGAUUUUUUCAACGAGGAUGAAUGGCUGGCUGGCGAAGCUGAAGAUGCGGAUCAGGACGAAGUUGUUACCGAAGUGCUCAAGGAAGUCGAAAUCCCUCCUGAUAUGAGCCCAGAAGAGAGGAAUCGGUUACUCCAGGCCCGCUACCCGGAACUUCCUUUCCUCGCCGACGAGCUUUUACAGCUACAGCCUCGGCUAGUUGAGUUUCAAAAAGAGGCAGAAGGCCAGGAGCCCGGAAGCUUGGCCGUGGUGCAAUAUCGAGUUCUUGGUUCAUUAAUAGCUACACUAGCCAUGUACUUUGGCAUAUUAACAUCGCCGGCUAGAGACGGUGAUGGUGUUGCCAAAACAUUGGACCCAUCCGAGUUGAGAGAACAUGAAGUUAUGAGUACUCUUUUAGAAUGCCGCGAUGCCUGGAAGAAGGUAGAGAGUUUGAAGGCCUCAAAACCUGCACAGCCUGCUGAGUCACUACCGUCACCACCGGAAGACGAAGACAUUGACAUGUUGGAUGACGAAAUGGUGGUGCCUAAACAAGCCAGAGAGACUAACAAGGCCAAGAGGGCAAAGGCAAAAGCAGAGCGCAAAUCUAAGGCAAUUGAGGAUUCGUUGGCUGAUCUCGACUCUCUACUUGCUCUUAAGAAGAUAUCUAAGAAGAAGACUGCACUCAAGGACACUGAAGAGGACAGCAACUCGGAUUUUGGAGAAGAGGAAUAUCUUGACAGUAAGAUGGCCGCUGAAAAGGCUGCUAGAAAGAAGAGUCUUAGAUUUUACACGUCACAAAUUGCCCAGAAAUCCAACCGCCGAGCAGCUGGGGGUCGGGAUGCUGGUGGUGAUAUGGAUAUUCCAUACAGAGAGCGUCUCAAGGACAGACGAGCCCGUCUUAACGCCGAGGCUGAGAAGCGUGGCAAGAAAGGUUCUAACAUUGGCGCCGAUCUGGGAGAGGGCAGCGAUGACGAGGAUCACGAGACAGCCAGGGCCAUCAGAGAUGAAGCGAACGAGGAGUAUUACGACAUGAUCGCAGCAGCCUCGAACAAACGGAAGAACGUAAAGGCAGCCAAGGCUGAGGCUGUUGCUGCUGCAGGUUCUGCUGAUCGUGUAGUUGAGGUGGAGAAGGUCGGGCCUGAUGGUCGGAGAGAGAUCACCUAUGCCAUCAAAGCGAAUAAGGGUCUGGCUCCUAAGAGGAAGAAGGAAGUGCGAAAUCCUAGAGGUAUGUGCCAUCGCAUCAACCCCCCCCCCCCCCCGGCCCAAAUAUCUGGUAGUGUUCAAAUUGCGCAUGACCACUGACCCAUCAAACAGUUAAGAAGAAGCUCGCGUACGAAAGCAAGCUGAAGAAACUCAAGAGUCAAAAGACAGUGUACUCAGGUGGCCCAGGAAAGGGUGGCUAUGCGGGAGAGAAGAGUGGUUUGAAGACGAAUCUUGUCAAAUCUGU
Molecule: messenger RNA, 2159 nt
Organism: Xylaria bambusicola
Lineage: Eukaryota; Fungi; Ascomycota; Sordariomycetes; Xylariales; Xylariaceae
Product: Sas10 C-terminal domain-containing protein
Exons: 2
Coding region: 224-2014 (596 amino acids)
Biological process (GO): maturation of SSU-rRNA from tricistronic rRNA transcript (SSU-rRNA, 5.8S rRNA, LSU-rRNA)
Cellular component (GO): nucleolus; small-subunit processome
Source: RefSeq, a predicted model, not a curated record